UUGUAUGUUCUCUCAAAAGAAGUAAAAAACUAACGAGUCAAAAUACAUUAUUUCAUUGUUUGAUUAAAUAUGACAAAACACCGUUCUAACGGACGCUUGUUUAUGAGUAAAAUAGUUUUUAGGUUAUGUAUUCAUAAUAGAAAAUUAUCAAAUAACUACCUGUCAAACAACAGAAAUAAAGAAACAGAAAGGUACAUUUUUAUAUAGUUUCAUAAAAAUUAUUGAUGGCUGCAAUCGAUAAAGUUAAGAUUAUUGUUGUUGGUGAUUCUGGCGUUGGAAAAACAUCAUUAACACAUUUAAUAUGUCAACAACAACCUAUUAGGAAUCCUUCAUGGACUAUAGGUUGCUCAGUGGAAGUUAAAUUACAUGAAUAUAAAGAAGGAACUCCUAAUCAGAGAAGAUAUUUUAUUGAAUUAUGGGAUAUUGGAGGAAGUCAAAGUCAUAAAAAUACAAGAUCUGUUUUUUAUAAUCCUACAAAUGGUAUCAUAUUAGUUCAUGAUUUAACAAACAGAAAAUCACAGCAAAAUCUUCAAAAAUGGCUUGAAGAAGUUUUGAGUAAAGAUAAUAAUUAUAUGAAAUCAAAGCCAUUUGAUGAUUUUGAUCCUGAAAAAUUUGUAGGAUCUACACAGAUACCAAUUUUAGUUAUUGGUACAAAAUUAGAUCUAGUUGCUGAAGUCAGAUCAAAUGUACAUAGACGUUCUUCAACUAUUGCAGAAGAAUGUGGUGCUGAUGAAAUAUUUUUGGAUUGUCAUCAAGUGAGAUCACUAGCUGCUGGUUCUAGCUCUUCUGUUAAAUUGAGUAGGUUUUUUGAUAAAGUUAUUGAAAGACGUUAUUAUUCGUUAAAAGAAGGAAUCAAUUCUGACAAACGAAGACUGCCAAUGUAUAGUGCUCCAUACAGUUCUAAAAUUUAUCAUAAUGAUUGAAAUUCAGAAAAUUCAUCAUGUCUACUUUAACAUUAAUAGAAUUUUCGUUCCUAAAUUUCUUGUAUUACAUUCCUAAUUUACAGCA
Molecule: messenger RNA, 1008 nt
Organism: Bombus pascuorum
Lineage: Eukaryota; Metazoa; Arthropoda; Insecta; Hymenoptera; Apidae
Product: rab-like protein 3
Exons: 5
Coding region: 225-923 (232 amino acids)
Biological process (GO): intracellular protein transport
Cellular component (GO): endomembrane system
Molecular function (GO): GTP binding; GTPase activity
Source: RefSeq, a predicted model, not a curated record